UGACAAUGAAUGAUUGUUUUGAUUGUUAACUUUUUAUUCGUAUCCUGAUUGGUCGAUGGAUCAAUCAAUGGUUUCUAUGACUGCGCGGUUGUUUAUUUUUACAUUUACAUUGAACUGUGCGCAGUAUCAUGUUUGACUCGUGAAGUUAACCUUGUGUUGACAGAAGAAUUUUGAGCAUCUGCACUGCUGUCGUUCUCGAAGAUUUAUUUCCUUGAUUAGGCGGAAGAGAAAGAUCCUGCGCAACAGAAUUACUACUGGAUAACGUGACGUAAAGUGUCGGGUAAACGAGAGUUGUGUGAAAAUUUUUGAGAGAACAGUGGCUGAGUGAUGAGUAAUUCAUUUUUGGAUGACAUGAAUUAUUCUUUCACUCCAAAUUGUGUGUUUGAUGCUCUCCAAUAUCAACGAAAAGUAUAAUUUAUGUUGAAGGAGCACUGUACUUGGAAUAAACACCCAUUUGAGGUUCCUGUUGGAUCAAAACAGCAUCAUUAAACCACUUGGGAAAUAUUUCGGUCCCAGUGGAAAUUCAACUCCAGUGUUUAGAGUCGUUGAGUGGAGUGACCUUCCUCUGAGUGAAGGUGCAUUCGUUGCGUUACGAGGAUUCGUAAAAUUUCCUUUCAGACUAACUCAACAGAACGGGAACACAUGCGCCGUGGGUGCUGUGACUGAUGGAUUUUUGAAACUGACAGUAAAAAUUGCAUCAAUCGAAGGUUUAUCAGGAAAUUGGGAGAAAGGGGAAUUGAUUAAACUUCGUGGCAGAAUAUCUGAGGAUGAUGAAGUGGCAAAAAGAUUGAGCAUUGAAGUUACGAACGGAUUUGCACUCUCGCGUUCAGAAGGUGCUCGAUUAUCUCUCGAUCAAAUAUUGACAGUUACUAAGAAUGUAGAAAAGAGGAAUUAUCGCUGUUGUUAGGAGACUCGAUGCAAUCAGAAGCGUUGGGAGAGUGAAGAAAUUUACCCUCUUUAAAUUUCAACUGGACAACAUGAGAGGGAGACAGGUUCAGUGUUGUGCUUGGGGAGAGAGUGCAUCUACGUGCUCUCAAAUGGCCACAUUGAACGCAAUCCUCCAUAUUGAAGGAGCACGUUCCAAACUCAUUGAAGCAAAUCAAAGACAGUUCAAUGGUGGUAACGUUAAUUUCGAGCUCAAUAUGAACACCACAACAGUCCUGGAAAAUGUAGGAGUUUCGUCAGAUGAUGUCAGAGAGGAUAUGCAGGUGUAUACCCCAACUCGCUGGGAGGAUCUCUCAUUUUCAGCUGACCAGUUUAUUGCUGUUGAAGCUUGGAUUAAAAAUGUCUUUCAUAAUGCUCAAAUCGAUGGCCAUCCAGGAGCCACUGGCACUAUUACAGAUGGUCGUAGGAAGCUUCUUGUACGCGUUGUCAAUGAUGCUGGUCUAAUUGAAGACAUCGAAAGAGGUUUUCCAGUUGAAAUUCGAGGACAGCUACUUGAAGAACCAUAUGUGCCAAAUCGUCUGUUUCUCAGAAUCCCAUCUGGAGCACGCGUUGAUCGCAGGGAAGGACAGCCCAUCCCCUUUGAGCAACUGAUUCUAAUCAAUGCCAAUGUUCAUCGUGAAAUUCGUCCUGCUGUACCAGUUGUUGAGCCAGUUGUCGUGCCAGUUGUCCAGCCAAUUGUCCAGCUAAUUGUCAAGCCAUUCAUUGAUCCAGAGGCUGAACCAGAAGACGAUGAUAUCUAAUUAAUUAAUCGAAGGAGUAGCAGCACUUCGUUUUUUCAUUGACAAAAAUUUAAUUUCGUCACUCUCCACGGUCUGAAGUCAUUGAAAAGUGUUUCAAAAUGAUAGAAAUUCGUUCUCAUAUUAAUUUUGACAUUAAUGACUGUUCAUUAAUUGUUCAAUUGAUAACUAGAUCCAUCGUUCUCUUUAUUUUGGUUAAUCAAUCAAUUUCCCGGUAAAUUGAUGGGAUUUUUUCCUUUUUUUGGUAGUUGAAGUCGAGACUUUAAUGAUUACCAGAUACUUACCAAUACCAGUUAUUGAUUUAUUUAAUUAUUGAUUUAAUUAAUGGAGUUACUGUCGUGGAUUUUACCCUCAAUACACUUCAGAGUGUCUUCUUCGCAAAAUUCCAUUUGCCUUUGGUGUAUUUAUUGAUUUUAAUGUAUUAUUUGCAAAAUAUUUAGUAUUCAGAAAUAAAUGGAAAAUUUCGUUCAA
Messenger RNA from Diachasma alloeum, 2153 nucleotides. RefSeq lists its product as uncharacterized. The record is from RefSeq and is a predicted model, not a curated record. The coding region runs from base 978 to 1685 and encodes 235 amino acids. Lineage: Eukaryota; Metazoa; Arthropoda; Insecta; Hymenoptera; Braconidae. The transcript has 7 exons.